Molecule: messenger RNA, 1515 nt
Organism: Prunus avium (sweet cherry)
Lineage: Eukaryota; Viridiplantae; Streptophyta; Magnoliopsida; Rosales; Rosaceae
Product: Protein kinase superfamily protein
Biological process (GO): protein phosphorylation
Molecular function (GO): protein kinase activity; ATP binding
Source: RefSeq, a predicted model, not a curated record
CUCCCUCUCUCCCUCUCUCUCUCAGACACACCACAAUCUCUCUCCUCUCUUACUCCUCCCCUCCCACUCUCUCUCUCUACAAUGGAGCCGUGGCUCGACGACUUAGCCGACGACCUCCAGAGUCUGAGCUUCACCUCCACCACAACCACCAACACCGCCACUGAAACCAAGCGCAGCACGAGCUCCGCCUCCGAAUCCACCCCCACGGCUUCCGCCUCCUCCUCGGCGCGCAUAGUCCCCCCGUCCCUCGUCUCCAAGCACCGACCCGCAUCCUCCUCAGACCCUCUCUGGUCAGCCAUCCACAAGAUCCGAUCCGAAUCCCCGACCCAGCAGCUCUCCCUCUCCGACCUCAAAUUCUCCGACCGCCUAGGCUCCGGGGACAUCGGCUCCGUCUACUUAGCCGAGUUGAAGUCCGGCGGCGGGCCCCAAGGCCAGGGCGGGGGCGUAUUUGCGGCGAAGGUGAUGGACAAGAAGGAGCUGAUCAGUCGGAGCAAGGAAGGGCGAGCGAGGACAGAGAGGGAAAUAUUGGAAAUGCUGGACCAUCCUUUUUUGCCCACGCUCUACGCGAGUAUCGAUGCGCCCAACUGGCUUUUUCUACUCACCGAGUUCUGCCCCGGCGGCGACCUCCACGUGCUCCGCCAGCGCCAGCCGCUCAAGCGCUUCGCCGAGCCUGCCGUCAGGUUCUACGCAUCAGAGGUGAUUGUGGCUCUAGAGUACCUCCACAUGAUGGGAAUUGUGUACCGUGAUCUAAAGCCCGAAAACGUGUUAGUUCGAUCGGAUGGCCACAUCAUGCUUACGGAUUUUGACCUCUCGUUAAAAUGCGACAAUUCUGCAUCAACGGCUCAGAUCAUCUCUACUCAAAACACCCCAAUUGCUGCACCACAGAAAGACUACUCACUUGAUCCACCCCCAUUUGCCUCAUCUUCAUGCAUUCUUCCAAAUUGUAUAGUUCCUGCCGUGUCAUGUUUCCACCCCAAAAGCAAGCGCAAGAAGAAGCAGGGCCUUCGAAAUGGGCCCGAGUUUGUGUCCGAGCCCGUUGAUGUCCGGUCCAUGUCAUUCGUUGGGACCCACGAGUACUUGGCCCCAGAGAUUGUGUCCGGUGAGGGACACGGCAGUGCAGUGGACUGGUGGACAUUAGGGAUAUUUAUUUUUGAGCUAUUUUAUGGCGUGACACCCUUUAAGGGUGUGGACAAUGAGCUAACCCUAGCUAACAUUGUGGCUCGAGCCCUAGAACUUCCGAAAGAGCCCGUCGUGCCGGCCAUGGCCAAGGACCUCAUCUCACAACUGUUGAUCAAGGACCCAGCUAGGCGACUGGGAUCGUUGAUGGGUGCAUCGGCAAUCAAGCGGCACCCAUUUUUUCAAGGGGUUAAUUGGGCAUUGUUGAGAUGUACACCUCCACCCUUUAUUCCCCCACCAUUUACCAGACGAGUUGUAUCUGAUCAGACGUGUCCUGAGAAAAUGGAAUAUUAUUAGUCACAAAACAAAUAAAUAAGAGAUAUAUAUUGCACACUUCAA